CAUGCCUCCACCUAUAUAUCUUGGAAGAUCACAGCAUUCAGCAGCCAAGAAGUGAUGGAUCAUGGCAAGGUCUGUGUAACUGGUGCAUCUGGGUUCCUGGCUUCUUGGCUCAUCAAGCGACUCCUGUCGGCUGGUUAUCAUGUCAUUGGCACAGUUAGAGACCCUGGAAAUGAUUCAAAACUAGCUCACCUGUGGAACCUGCAAGGGGCAAAGGAGCGGCUACGCCUAGUGAAGGCUGAACUAACGGAAGAGGGAAGCUUCGACGAUGCGAUCUUGGGGUGUGAGGGUGUCUUUCACACCGCUUCCCCUGUUCUUGGAGGACCUGCUUCUGAUCCUAAGGGGGAAAUAUUAAAGCCAGCUAUUGAUGGAACACUGAACGUGCUAAGUUCAUGUAAAAAGAACCCAUCAUUAAGACGAGUGGUUUUCACCUCCUCAUCUUCCACACUCAGGGUGAGAGACGAUUUUGACCCCAAAAAAGUAACUAUAGAUGAGUCGUCUUGGAGUUCCGUUGAAUUCUGUGAACGACUCAAUAUUUGGUAUGUACUGUCCAAAACCAUGGCAGAAAAGGCAGCAUGGGAGUUCUGCAAUGAGAAUGGGAUCAAUCUCGUGACCGUUCUCCCCUCAUUUGUUGUUGGACCCAGCCUACCUCCUACUUUAUGUUCUACGGCAUCAGAUAUCCUGGGCUUGCUACAAGGGGAAACGGAGAGAUUCAAGUGGCAUGGGAGAAUGGGAUAUGUUCACAUAGACGAUGUUGCACGUUGCCACAUUCUAGUUUAUGAAAAUGAACAAGCUGAAGGACGAUAUAUAUGCAGCUCAACUGUCAUCAAUAAUGAUGAACUCGUAUCAAUUCUAUCAGAAAGCUAUCCCACACUACCCAUUCCAAGGAGGUUUGAGCAGCAUGAUCGACCAUAUUAUGAGUUUGACACAACAAAGCUGAAGAGUUUAGGGUUCACGUUCAAGCCGAUUCAAGAGAUGUUUGAUGACUGCGUAACAUCUUUGGUGGAGCAAGGCCAUCUUUCUAUCCCUUAGUUAAGCUGGAAGCCUUUGUAGUUGAUUAUAUCAACAAUGAUACCACAAGUCUCCUAAUAUUUACGGAUCCAACUUUUUAUUUAAAGUAAUCAAAACAAACAUGGUCUUGACC
Molecule: messenger RNA, 1141 nt
Organism: Cynara cardunculus var. scolymus (artichoke)
Lineage: Eukaryota; Viridiplantae; Streptophyta; Magnoliopsida; Asterales; Asteraceae
Product: tetraketide alpha-pyrone reductase 1
Exons: 5
Coding region: 55-1029 (324 amino acids)
Molecular function (GO): oxidoreductase activity, acting on the CH-OH group of donors, NAD or NADP as acceptor
Source: RefSeq, a predicted model, not a curated record